AUGACUAAGAAGGCAGUGUUGAUAGGGUGCAACUAUCCAGGAACAAAGGCUGAGCUAAAUGGGUGCAUUAACGAUGUAUGGAGGAUGCAUGAAUGUCUCAUUCGCAAUUAUGGAUUCUUAGCCGAAGAUAUCACAGUUCUCAUUGACACGGAUUGUUCUUAUACACAACAUUCUGGCAAGAACAUUCGAUUCGCCAUGUCUAGGUUGGUUCAGUCGGCUCAGCCCGGUGACGUGCUAUUUAUCCACUACAGCGGUCAUGGCACUCGUCUCCCUGCCGAAAUCGGAGAUGAUGAUGAUACAACUGGAUAUGAUGAAUGCAUUGUUCCCACAGAUAUGAAUCUCAUCACUGAUGAUGAUUUCAGGGAAUUUGUAGCAAAGGUACCUGAGAAUUGUAGGAUCACAGUCGUAUCAGAUUCUUGUCAUAGUGGUGGAUUGAUUGAAUUAGCAAAGGAACAAAUAGGAGAGAGCACACAUGAAGAAGCACCAAUUUCAUCACUAGGCUUCAAAAACAUUCUUCACAGAACUAGGGAAGAUACACUAGAAUCUCGUGAUAUUGAGGACGAACAUGGUGGACUUCAUCAUGGGAACCACAACUAUGUGAAGAAUAGGUCUCUUCCUCUUGCAACUCUUAUUGACAUACUAAAGGAGAGAUCUGGGGAAGAUGAUGUAGAAAUUGGAAAGAUACGGCAUACACUAUUUCAUAUCUUCGGCGAAGAUGCUAGUUCUAAAGUGAAGAGCUUCAUUAAGUUUUUCUUGAACAAGUUUCAACAGGGAUGUGGUGAGAGUGAGGGUCAUAAUGGGAUUUUCGGGAUGGUGAAAAACAUUACCCAAGGAUUUCUCAACUAUAAGCUUGAUGAUAGUGAUGAGGAGAACGGAGAUUCUACCAACCAUAAAACUGUGGAGAAUGGAAUUUUACUGAGUGGUUGCCAAACUGACCAAACUUCUGCAGAUGCAAGCCCUGGUGGAAAUUCUGAAAAAGCUUAUGGGGCUUUUAGCAAUGCCAUACAAGGUAUAAUUGCAGAAACUGGUGGUGUAGUUACAAAUAGACAGCUUGUGUUGAAGGCUAGGAAGAAACUCCAUAGGCAGGGUUACACUCAGAAGCCUGGACUUUAUUGCAGUGAUGACAGUGCCAAUGCUCCUUUUGUGUGCUCAUUUGAUCGAGAGUGAUACAUAAUAUGUUGAUUUUAAAGUACUUUUAUGAGUUUCAAACAAUCAAUAAAUAGUUACCAUAUGAUGGAGCAUAUGAUUUUAAAUAAAUAAUGUGUACUAUGAUGCAA
Vicia villosa (hairy vetch) is the source of this 1277-nucleotide messenger RNA. Its product is annotated as metacaspase-5-like. The transcript is spliced from 2 exons. NCBI's taxonomy places the organism in Eukaryota, Viridiplantae, Streptophyta, Magnoliopsida, Fabales, Fabaceae. The record is from RefSeq and is a predicted model, not a curated record. Gene Ontology annotation, molecular function: cysteine-type endopeptidase activity. Gene Ontology annotation, biological process: proteolysis. The coding region runs from base 1 to 1167 and encodes 388 amino acids.